UUGAUGAACUCAGGAACUAAGGCAAGUAAGGUGGCAUCCUCUCUCUAGGGUUUGCUGGUUUUACUUUCCCAACACUCCUCACCAUCAUCACCCUACACCAGUCUGAAAACAAAAAGGGAGAUGGCUCCCCCGGAAGUUCCAGUGGGCGUCUUCUCCGGCGCCGGCAAGGUCUCGACGGUGCGCGGCGGGUACGUGAAGAGAGCGUACGUGACGUUCCUGGCCGGCAGCGGUGACUACGUGAAGGGAGUGGUGGGAUUGGCGAAGGGGUUGAGGAAGGCCAAGAGCGCAUAUCCGCUGGUGGUGGCGAUCUUGCCGGACGUGCCGGAGGAGCACCGCCAGAUCUUGACGUCUCAGGGCUGCAUUGUGAGAGAGAUUGAGCCAAUCCAUCCGCCGGAAAACCAGGUUCAGUUCGCCAUGGCCUACUACGUGAUCAACUAUUCCAAGCUUCGCAUAUGGAAUUUCGAAGAGUACAGCAAGAUGGUGUAUCUAGACGCAGACAUCCAGGUGUUCGACAACAUAGAUCAUCUCUUCGACAUGGCAGACGGCUACUUUUACGCCGUGAUGGACUGCUUCUGCGAGAAGACGUGGAGCCACUCUCCCCAGUACAAGAUCGGCUACUGCCAGCAGUGCCCGGAGAAGGUGGCUUGGCCGGAGGCUGAGAUGGGCUCUCCUCCGCCGCCGCUAUACUUCAAUGCCGGCAUGUUUGUUUUUGAGCCCAGCCGCCUGACUUUUGAAAGCCUCCUCCACACUCUCGGGAUCACCCCGCCAACACCCUUUGCAGAGCAAGAUUUCCUGAACAUGUUCUUCCAAAAGAUGUACAAGCCGAUUCCUCUAAUUUACAACCUGGUUCUGGCAAUGCUAUGGCGCCACCCUGAGAAUGUAGAGCUCGACAAAGUUAAAGUGGUGCACUAUUGUGCCGCUGGAUCAAAGCCAUGGAGGUACACUGGAAAAGAAGCAAACAUGGAGAGAGAGGACAUAAAGAUGCUGGUAGCAAAGUGGUGGGAGAUUUACAAUGAUGAGUCUCUUGAUUACAAGGCUGCUGAUCCUCAAGACACUAGUAAUGAGGGAGAGACCUUCUCAAGGCCCUCGAUCAUGUCGUCCAUGCCUGAGCCUGCAAUUUCCUAUAUAGCUGCCCCUUCCGCAGCAUAAAAAUCAACCAAAUUAAGGCCAAAGACUCCACAAGAGUGUUCGAAGUUUGGUGUAAUCUAUCCCCUCCCUCUCUAUAUGUAUACACUCUCUACUAAUUAAUACUUACUUUUUUCUA
Diospyros lotus (date-plum) is the source of this 1264-nucleotide messenger RNA. RefSeq names its product galactinol synthase 1-like. The transcript has 4 exons. The record is from RefSeq and is a predicted model, not a curated record. Lineage: Eukaryota; Viridiplantae; Streptophyta; Magnoliopsida; Ericales; Ebenaceae. Gene Ontology annotation, molecular function: glycosyltransferase activity. The coding region runs from base 121 to 1149 and encodes 342 amino acids.